Molecule: messenger RNA, 2278 nt
Organism: Aspergillus alliaceus
Lineage: Eukaryota; Fungi; Ascomycota; Eurotiomycetes; Eurotiales; Aspergillaceae
Product: Zn(II)2Cys6 transcription factor
Exons: 3
Coding region: 1-2052 (683 amino acids)
Biological process (GO): positive regulation of transcription by RNA polymerase II
Cellular component (GO): nucleus
Molecular function (GO): zinc ion binding; DNA-binding transcription factor activity, RNA polymerase II-specific; transcription cis-regulatory region binding
Source: RefSeq, a predicted model, not a curated record
AUGUCGAGCUCAGCGCGGGCCUCCAAUCGAAAGAAAAAGGCUGCAUUGGACUCGACGAAUGCUAAAGAGAGCACGGGCAGAGCUGGACCGAAGGCUCACCACAGAUCACGAUCAGGCUGCUUUACGUGCCGACUGAGAAGGAAGAAAUGCGAUGAAAUCCGUCCAAUUUGCGACUCGUGUUCAACUCACGCUCUGAAAUGCGAGUACAGACCACCUCAGUGGUGGGCCACAAACGAGAAAAAACGCGGUCAGAGGGAAAGGAUCAAAGGUAGGAUCCGGCAGACGAAGGUCAUGGAGAAAAAUGGAUGCUUGCAAGAGUAUAUCGAUAAAAUCAAGACUCUAUGCGAAGAAAGCCCAGCAUCGGAAUUCGACCCCAGUCGCUCAGUACUUCCAGAGCCAAAUCCUUUCGCGACCCCAGCUCAGAAUGGAUUAUCUCGAGAAUUAGCAGCCAUUCCAGGAGCACUUAUCGGGCAAGCAAUAGAGCCGAGGCCUGCACCACCAGUACAUCUUACGACGCCUGUCAUUCCGUAUGACAUCAAUUUUGGAGUCGGCCAACAGAUGUUCUUAAACAAUAAUCCUCUGCAGAGUAACCUAGGGUUGUCGGACUUCAGCGCUAUGAGUCUAGCACAGCCUCAGAUGCCAACUGCACCAUUGGCCAGUACCGACUGCUUCGCGAACACGUACAGCCCAAUGCAGCCCUUCAACUUAAUUGAUUCUCAGGGAGGCCCUGCAUACUCAAACCAGUCUCUCUCCACAUACCUGCAGAUGAUGAUGCCUGUGGAUGAAAAGGAUCGCCAUCUUCUCGAAAACUUUCUUGACAAUAUGAUGAUGUUGAUAUUCCCCAUCGUGGACGCUCAUCAGGUGGGCCCUGCCCGGAUCAGGGAAAUUUUCGGUCUUAUGCAGAAUAAUCGCGCGUACUUCCAUUGUUGCCUCAGUUUCGGCGCAAUCCACCUCAAGAGUAGCCUAGGCAUGGAUGACCAGAUGGAUCAUGACAUUAUGCAACAUCGUUAUGAUGCAAUUUCUCACCUCUGUCGCCUUCUCAGCAAAAGGAGUGGCUAUAUGCAGGUGAUCGAUGCAACACUUGCAUUUAUACUCUUCCAUUGCUCCCUUGGUACGCCAGAUGAUUAUCUGCCCGAUGUUCCAUGGACUUCCCAUUUUCAAGGAGUUGCACACCUAGUUAAGAAUCUCAACUAUGCACCCAGUCAGUUCAACGUCACCCUCAUCGCAUGGAUUGAUAUUAUUGCGGCUACCAUGGCGGGGUCGACACCGCACUUCUCUCACACCUACCGGGCGAAGCAUCUCGGUGGCCAUACGUCUGGCCUACAGCAACUGAUGGGUUGUGAUGACCGUGUUAUGUACCUGAUCUCAGAGAUUGCAUGCCUAGAGUCCUUAAGGGUAGAUGGGCUUAUAGAUGACAUGACUGUACUAAGCCACGUCUCAGCGUUGACGGGCCAGAUCGACUGGACGGAGCCAGCUGAUCCCAGACUUGAGGUGCCUUUCACAUCUUCCGGGGUCGUCAUCCCGGAAAAGCUGACCAAGAUCAUCACCUCCUUGUACCGUAUUUCGGCUCGUCUUUAUCUUUAUAGCCUGCUUCCAUCGGUCGAUUACAAUGACCCUGCCAUUACCAUCUGGUUAGCGACUAUGAUAGAAAUACUCAAGUACAUACCUGCAGGUUCCAGUGGCUUUGACCGCUGUCUCGUCUGGCCCUUGUUCAUCGCGGGAGCAUCCGCGGCGCCAUCCAGUAACUUUCGGAAAGUUCUGACCGAGAGAAUUGCUGCUCUCGGGUAUUUGGGAGAGCUUGGUAGUUUCGGCCGGAUGUACCGUGUCUUGAAGGAGGUCUGGCGAGAAUCUGGAGGACCGGUGCCAUCAAUUGGAGAUGACGAUGCUCCCCACGACCCCGAGGUGCCUUCUAAUACCAGUGGUGUUAUCAUUACCUGGCGGCUGGAAGACUCGUCACAAAAGCCUGAGCAAUCACCGCCGCCACCCGUGGGACGACAGAUCCAUUGGCGCGAUGUCAUGAAACGCAACAACUGGAACUUUUUGUUAAUGUGAUGUAGCCUCCUUGCCAAAGCACCCAGUAUCUGGAAAAUCGACUCCAAUCUGGUGGAGGACACUUGUGCAAACACGCAAUGCGAUGUGUCUUUACGGUCCAUAUCAGCACGUACUUGAUGAUAGAGGUGGCAGCGACAAUUUCGAGGUGGACUCCGGACUUGGUGGUGCAGGUUUGAAGAGGAUCUUUUCAUAAUUUGAUAUUCCAGCCAGUAUUGUUGAUUCUUCU